CCUCCUUGCUUCCCCUCAUUCAACACACGCUUAUAUAAAAAAAACUCCAAAACACACACACCACACACAGAGCUUGAAAAUCACUUUACUUUUAGAGAGAGAAACAAACAUAUAACUGUAGAUUCUAGAGAGAGAGGAACAGAGUGAAAUCAUGAGGUCGAGCAACCAUCUGAUUGGUAUGUUAAACUUCCUGACGUUCCUUCUAUCAAUUCCAAUUCUUGGUGGCGGAAUAUGGCUGAGCACGCGGGCAAACAACACCGAUUGCAUGAGCUUCCUCCAGUGGCCAUUAAUAGUCAUCGGAGUCGCAAUCAUGGUGGUCUCACUCGCUGGAUUCGCCGGCGCGUGUUACCGGAAUACUUUUGUAAUGUACCUUUACCUCUGGGCGAUGUUCGUCAUCAUCGCUCUGCUUAUCGGGUUUGUGAUAUUCGCCUAUGUGGUAACCGACAAAGGAUCGGGUCGACCCGUAUUGAACCGGGAAUACGAGGACUAUUACCUACCGGACUAUUCGGGUUGGCUUAAGGAUCGGGUUGCAAGUGAUAGCUAUUGGCGGAAAAUCAGUUCCUGUAUCCGUGAUUCGAAUGCGUGUGCGAAAACGGGUCGGGUUGUUGGUGGGUUUCCGGAGUCUGCUGAUAUGUAUUACCAGCGAAAGCUCAAUCCAAUUGAGUCGGGAUGCUGUAAGCCGCCAACAGAAUGUGGGUACGUGUACGUGAACGAGACAACAUGGAACCCGGUUAACUCAGCGUUAGCAGCAAACAAUCGUGACUGCAUGAGAUGGAGCAACGACCAGGAACAGUUAUGCUACGGGUGUAACUCGUGUAAGGCGGGGGUGUUGGCAAGUCUUAGGAAAAGUUGGAGGAAGGUUUCGAUUAUUAACAUUGUUGUUCUGAUUCUCCUAGUGAUUGCCUAUGUUGUUGCUUGUGCGGCUUUUAGGAACAAUAAGAGGAUGGAUAAUGAUGAACCCUAUGGAGAGACCCGAAUGGAGAAGUCACGACCUAGUUGGAUACAGUUUUAGUUGCUCUCGAAUUGAAAGAGAAAUUUAAAAGGUUCUCUUUUGUUCGGUUUUGGAUUUUGGUUUUUAGGGUUUUUGAAGGUGUGUGUAUGUUUUAGCCUUUUAGUUGUGAUGAUUUUGCUUUCGUAAAUGAAGGGUACAAACUCGAACGUACAUAUCAUAUAUAUGUUAUUUGCAUUUUAAUUUCUUUGUGAUA
Molecule: messenger RNA, 1205 nt
Organism: Lactuca virosa
Lineage: Eukaryota; Viridiplantae; Streptophyta; Magnoliopsida; Asterales; Asteraceae
Source: the annotation of a GenBank genome assembly